GCCUUCUAAGCGAAGCAUACCAGUUCUCAGAUACAUAUUUAAAUUCGAAACUAAAAGAGUCCAUUAAAAUGUUACAUUCACUAUUUAAAACGAUAUUGGUGUCCUUCUUGAUAUUUAAUAAUGCAAUUUGGGCAUUGGAAAAUGGUUUAGCUCGUACCCCACCCAUGGGCUGGAUGCACUGGGAGAGAUUUCGUUGCAUAACAGAUUGUAAAAGAUUUCCAGAUGAAUGUAUAAGUGAAAAUCUUUUCAAACGUACCACCGAUCUGCUGGUCGAUGAGGGCUAUUUAGCGGCCGGCUAUGAAUAUGUCAUUAUCGAUGACUGUUGGUUGGAGAAGGAAAGAGAUAAUGUCACCAACAAACUUGUAGAAGAUCGUUAUAGGUUCCCUAGUGGCCUCAAUCACUUGGCCGAUUAUAUCCACAAUAAAGGUGUUAAGUUCGGUUUAUAUCAAGAUUAUGGCACAAAUACCUGUGCUGGCUAUCCGGGUGUUAUAAAACAUAUGGCUUUGGAUGCCCAAUCUUUUGCUGAAUGGGAUGUAGAUUAUGUGAAACUGGAUGGUUGUUAUGCGGAUAUCAAUGAAAUGGAUCAGGGUUAUCCAGAGUUUGGUAGACUCUUAAAUCGUACGGGUAGACCCAUGAUAUACUCAUGCAGUUGGCCAGUGUAUCAGGAAUAUGAGGGGAAAUUGCCCAACUAUGAGGCUUUGAAGGAACAUUGCAAUUUGUGGCGUAACUGGAAUGAUAUUGAUGAUUCUUUUGAAUCGGUGGCCCAGAUUAUGGAUUACUUUUCGAAAAAUCAAGAUAGAAUACAGCCACAUGCUGGUCCCGGUCACUGGAAUGAUCCAGACAUGUUAAUUUUGGGCAACUAUGGUUUAUCAUAUGAUCAAAGCAAAUUACAAAUGGCGGUUUGGUCUAUAUUGGCAGCUCCUUUAAUUAUGUCAAAUGAUUUGGCUGCCGUAAGACCAGAGAUCAAAGAGAUUUUACAAAAUAAAUAUGUUAUCGCUGUCGACCAAGAUCCUUUGGGCAUUCAGGGUCGCCGCAUAUUGUUGAGAAACAAAAUCGAGGUUUGGUCACGCCCCAUUACCCCCGUUGCUGCCAAUAAUCAAUACUCUUAUGCUGUGGCUUUUGUCAGUCGUCGUGCUGAUGGUGCUCCCUACCCCACUAAAUUUAAAUUAAGUGAUUUAAAUUUAAACAAUAAACUUGGCUACUCAGUUACGGAUCUUUAUGAUAACAACAAAAAUGUGGGAACCUAUAAGCCAGGACAUAUUUUCCAAACUCGUGUUAUACCCAAUGGUGUGACCUUCUACAAAUUCACUGCUUUAAAUUAAAGGAUCCAUCGGCUAUAUAUUUACAUGAUUACUGUAGUUUUAUGUCUUAAAUAUUAUAAUUAAUAAAUUGUCUAAAUAAAUAAAUAUAUUUACAUA
Messenger RNA from Calliphora vicina (urban bluebottle blowfly), 1418 nucleotides. RefSeq names its product alpha-N-acetylgalactosaminidase. NCBI's taxonomy places the organism in Eukaryota, Metazoa, Arthropoda, Insecta, Diptera, Calliphoridae. Gene Ontology annotation, biological process: oligosaccharide metabolic process; glycoside catabolic process. The record is from RefSeq and is a predicted model, not a curated record. Gene Ontology annotation, molecular function: alpha-galactosidase activity. Bases 69 to 1322 code for a protein of 417 amino acids. Gene Ontology annotation, cellular component: cytoplasm. The transcript has 8 exons.